GCAGGCACGGCGCAAGGCGGGUCGUGGGCCGGCACGGCCCGUUUAGUUCGCGCGUGCCGGAGUACUUCGUCUUCAAGUCGUCACCAGAUUGCUUUGCCUGCCUCUCGGGCUCUCGAUCGCCUAGGUUUUGAGUAGCAGCAGAAGGGGGCAGAUCCGGCAAUGGAACCAGCAGCCGGCUGGCACUACGACGGCUUCGAUCCCAAUGCCCCGUGGCUAUGGCUUCGUCACCGGUUGUCCCGGGAUUUCAUACUUCGAUGCGAGGAGGAGCGGACGCGAGCCCGGGCCGCCGCCGCCAUGGAUGGGGAGGAGCAGUACUGGGAGGAGGAGGAUGGCGUCGACGCGCAUCGCGACCCGGCAUCCAAGAAGGCCAUGCCGAUGCCGGAGGCGCGGGAGACGAGGGAGCAGGAUGUCUGCGCCGUCUGCCUCGAGGAGCUCUUCUUCUCCGCCGCCGGCGGCGGCGUGAAGAAGAAGGAGAAGCUGAGGAUGAUGCCCUGCUCCCACUCCUUCCACCAGAGCUGCAUCUGGGACUGGCUCCUCGUCAACCGGCGCUGCCCAGUCUGCCGUCUCGCGAUGCCCCCGAAGUCCCUUGACGACGACGAGCCAGACGUCAGCCAGUCAACUGAAGAAUGUCCAUCUACUGAGCAACUCUUUCCACCAGAAGAAACAAGCGGCGACAUCUGAAUUCUGAACAAGUUUGCUGGAAACUCAACUGAAGAAUGUCCAUUUACUGAGCCAGAUAGCCACUCAUUAAUGUGAUUGCAGCCUGCCCUGUUCAUGUCCACCGGAUUAGUGACCACAACUAAAGCUAUUUUGAAUCCCUUAAUAAUUUGAGCGAAAACAACGACAAGAAUUAUGAAACUGAGGGAGUAAUUACUUGCUGCUGUGCCUGUACUGGUUUACUCUUGUUUGGUUAGUUACCUUUGUUUGCUUUCUAUGCAUAUAUCUCUGGAGGUUGAACACAUUGUUCUAUUAUACCGUGUGAGGGGGUUGUCAUGUGGAUUUCA
Brachypodium distachyon (stiff brome) is the source of this 1004-nucleotide messenger RNA. Its product is annotated as E3 ubiquitin-protein ligase RNF13. Gene Ontology annotation, biological process: protein ubiquitination. The coding region runs from base 160 to 681 and encodes 173 amino acids. Gene Ontology annotation, molecular function: ubiquitin protein ligase activity; zinc ion binding. The transcript has a single exon. Gene Ontology annotation, cellular component: cytoplasm. The record is from RefSeq and is a predicted model, not a curated record. NCBI's taxonomy places the organism in Eukaryota, Viridiplantae, Streptophyta, Magnoliopsida, Poales, Poaceae.